AUGCACCUGGUGGUCAAUGACAUGUUCCUUCUCUCCCAAAUGUCCCUGCUGCUGCUGACUGACCUCCUGUUCAACAUCAAUGUGGCAAUCUGCAUCUGCCUGCUCCUAAUCAUCGUCUGCACUAACACUAACACACCGUUGAACCUAGCGGUGAUGGCGCUGGAGGGCUACAUCGCCGUCUGCUUUCCUCUCCGCCAUGCCCAGAUCUGCUCGCCCCUGGGUUUCUUCCUAUCCAGGGUCUUCUGUGUUGGGGACAGAGUCUUCAGAAACCCCCUCCUCAAAGAGAAGAGGGACGCCUCCUACAUCAUCUUCCUGGUCCUUGUCUGGUUCAUCCUCUUCUACACAUAUUUCAAAAUCCUAUUCGCUGCCAAGGGUGCUUCAGCAGAUGCCAAAAAGGCAAGGAACACAGUGGUCCUCCACGGCUUUCAGCUGCUACGAGCAUGCUCACCCCAGCUCAUCUACGGCCUCAGAGACAGGACCUUCCGGAAGCUCCUGCUUAACGUUCUGCCAGGGUAUAGGGUAAGAGAUCUCAGAACACUGAAUGAGUCGUUGGUCGGGAGAAAUUCCUCAGCUCUCCUUAUUACAGAAACGUUUACUACAGUCGUCGCCAAGAACGUCAUUGUCGUGGUGCUCUGCAUCUCCAUCAACUACAUCAACGGCACCCUGGUCCAUACCUUCACCAAACAUCAGCUCUUUAGGGUGAACCCUCGAUACAUCCUCUUCAUCCACCUGGUUCUCAACGAUAUGAUCCAGCUGUCGAUUUCUGGGCUUCUGGUCGUUAUCUGGUACACCUUCUACACCAUCAACGUUUCUUUCUGCUGCCUCCUGUUGGUCAUCUCCAUCUGCACUAGCCUCAACACCCCUCUCAACCUGGCCUGUAUGGCAGUGGAGUGCUAUGUAGCUGUGUGCUUCCCUAUGCGUUACCUACAGAUUUGCACUGUGAAGAGAACCUACAUCCUGAUAGGUUUGAUUUGGGGGGUGAGUGCCAUCUCCAUCCUACCCGACAUCUUCCUGCUCGUGAUAGUGGAGCCUCCAAGCUUCUUUCAUGCCAGGGUUAUCUGCAUCCGGGACAUGGUCUUCAGGAGCAGCAUCCAGAAGAGGAACACCUCCCACAUCAUCUGUCUAGUUGUGGUCUGGCUAACCUUGUUCUUCACCUAUUUCAAUGUUCUGUUCGCGGCCAAGGCGGCCAACGCAGAUGUGAAGAAGGCGAGGAACACUCUGCUUCUGCAUGGCUUCCAGCUCCUGCUCUGCAUGAUGACUUACAUACAGCCCCUACUUCAGGCAGCCCUGCUGUACCUUUUCCCCCAACAUAUCUAUGAAAGUUUGUUCGCCUUAUAUGUCUUAAUUCAGGUCAUGCCACGCUUCCUAAGCCCCAUUGUUUAUGGAGUAAGAGAUAAGAAGUUCCGGAACUAUCUCAGUAGAUAUUUGAUGUGUGAAGUCAUCAUAAAAACCAAACCAAACCAUCACAAUCACAAAGCAGGAUUCUAA
Gadus morhua (Atlantic cod) is the source of this 1488-nucleotide messenger RNA. RefSeq names its product odorant receptor 131-2-like. The record is from RefSeq and is a predicted model, not a curated record. Gene Ontology annotation, cellular component: membrane. Gene Ontology annotation, molecular function: olfactory receptor activity; odorant binding; G protein-coupled receptor activity. The transcript has 5 exons. NCBI's taxonomy places the organism in Eukaryota, Metazoa, Chordata, Actinopteri, Gadiformes, Gadidae. The coding region runs from base 1 to 1488 and encodes 495 amino acids. Gene Ontology annotation, biological process: G protein-coupled receptor signaling pathway; detection of chemical stimulus involved in sensory perception of smell.